This is a messenger RNA of Linnemannia hyalina, 3681 nucleotides long. The record is from the annotation of a GenBank genome assembly. NCBI's taxonomy places the organism in Eukaryota, Fungi, Mortierellomycota, Mortierellomycetes, Mortierellales, Mortierellaceae.
AUGGAAUCAGAACUUGCCCAGGCUGCCCGCCAGAAACGCCUCAAGGCAGGAACAGCCUGCACCAACUGUCGCCGCAAGAAGCUGCGUUGCACUGGAACUCCCGCCUGUGCCAGAUGUGUCACCCACAACCUCGAGUGCGUCGUCGACGAGGCCCUCUUCCUCAAGACAAACACCCCCCAGUCCCUCUACGCCAAGUCAACCGCGUCCUCAUCUCAAGGACCCAUGGGCUUGUCCUCUUCCUCCUCUCAUCACCAUCAUCACCAACAGCAUCACCAGGGCCAUCACAGUCUUCACAACAACCAUAACAAUCGCCACAACAGCAGUCAUAACAGUCAACAACAACAGCAUAAGUCAAAGAGCAACAGUAGUUAUCAUAAUGGGGGCGGCUCGUAUCAUCAUAGCGACGGACAUAUGUCCUCGUCGUCCGAUAUCGACGACUUUACAGAGAGGAAGACCUCGUUCGAGUCCCAGUCUGACCGCCGCACGUCUGCAAGUAGCGCAAACAGCUACUCGAGCAUGAGUCCUAGCCCUUCCCCUGCCAAUUACCCUUACAACAUCAACCAGGAUGACUUUUCAGGCAACAACUUCAACAACGAUAAGUCUUCGUAUCGAUCAGGUUCAGGGCUCGACCACGCUUCUUCUUCCUCCCCUUUAUCCUCCUCAAUCAACAACCAGCAACACAACAGUAACAGUGGAUACAUCUCCCAGUCGUCGUCAGGGAACAUUAACAAUAAGCGGACGUCGAGGGAUCAGGAUACGACCAAGCCCAAGCAGAAGCGGCGGGACUCCCGUCCAAACCGAGACCGAGACAGCGACCCUCCAUCUCCGCAACUUGCUCCACAAGACUCGGGACCUUCGACUUCCUCGUCGAGUGCGAGUAAGAGUAAGAAUGGAGGGACGAGCGGAGAGGACUUCAAAUCAGUCGUGAGCACAAUGAGCCUGGAUGGUCACGGUCAGCACUUCCACGGAAGUAGUUCAGGAUUCUAUGUGUGCCAACUCAGUUCCCGGUACCGCCAGGGUGUCUACCCGCUGCCAAUGGCCCAUUUGAACGACAGUGAUCUGUGGUCGCACUCCCUCCAGAUGACAAGCGAACGGGAGCUGCCCUCAAAGGAAGAGAUGGAUGUCUUGCUCGACCUCUACUUCCGAUACAUGUACCCCUUCGCACCCAUGUUCAUCCGCAGGAACUUCAUAGAGCAAUGCCAAAAGCGACCCGACCUCUCCCAGAUCUUGAUCCUUAACGCCAUCUUCUGUAACGCCUGCUGGUACUCGGAUGACCCGCUUAUCAAACAGGAUUCGACAAAGUACUUUAACCGGGCCAAGAUUAUCCUUGACGAGACCUACCAUGUCUCCAGGAUCAGUACUGUUCAGGCGUUGCUUCUAAUGUCUCACCACCAGUAUGCUGUCGGCAACUACUCUGGAGGUUGGCUGUACACAGGCAUGGCCACCCGUAUCGCUCACGAUAUCGGACUUCAUCGCCAGGAUUUCCAGGUGAACGAGCCUCUGGAAGCAGAGAUUCGCAAGAGAGUAUGGUGGGCGGUCUAUAUUGCGGACAGACUUGGAGGCGGUGUUCUUGGACGGCCACUGAACCUGCGGGACAAGGAAUACAAUGUACAGAUGCCCUCGGAUGACUGGAUCAACGAAAUCGGAGGCGACGAUGAAGUCGAGUACCCAUACGAGCCCGAACGCAUUGUCUCCUGUCGAUUGCUUUGGACUGUCAAGCUAUUCAUGCAGAUGGGCAACGUUCUCAACACGAUGCACUGUAUCGAGGCUGAGAUCAACGGCGCCUUCUUGGCGGACAUCUCCAGGACACAACUUCCUCAGCUCCACAACAGUCUGACGUCUUGGUUCUUGUCGCUCCCGAACGAGCUCAUGUACACGCCUUACACCAUGUCGCCCAACUCGAACCACCCUCCUUCGCCACCUACAGCACUGAUGCACAUGUUCUACUACACGACCCUGACGAUGCUCCACCGUCCAUACCUUCGACCUGUCAACUCGGCUGCAAUCGACUCCAACUUUUUGAUCUCUUCUCGAAACAUCUGUACAGCGGCUGCGACGAACGUCUGUCAUAUUGCCGACUCGUUGAUGCUUCAUGGCCAGCUGCGGGAUACAUGCUACUAUGGAAUGGCCUGUCUCUUGGCCGCAGGAACCGUCCAUGUCCACAACGCCAUCCAGCCUACUCCAACCAACCGUGAGACCACCCGCGCAGGACUGUCCAAGACUGUCAAGGCCGCUCACGAGUUGGUCAAGACUUUCCCAGUUGCCGAGUCCUUGAUUGCAGUAGCACUAGACGUUUUCGCCAGUCAGACAACAUCUGUCCCGACAGAGAUGGCGGCCUCGUUCAUUGACAUUUCGACCUUUGUGGCACCCUUCCUUGACAUGACACAGCUGCAGUUGUCAUCCAUCGGGAACAUUUAUGAGGCGGCUCGGUUGGCAAAGUUGGCCAAGGACGGACCCGGGCCGGCACCUUCGAUCCAACUGCGUCAUCCCUAUGGAAACUUUUCGAUGCCCCUACCCGAGCAAAGCAAGGACCAGACUUCGACCAACCUCAGCUCGAUGUGGCAGAGUCAGAUUGCAACUGCGGUUGCUAUGGCGGCCAUUGCGUUUGGUGGAACCGAUCCUCAGCAGGAAGAACAGCAGUUCUUUGCUAACCCGUUGGAGUUGCCAGAGUCGUUGCGUUUGGCACCUAUUGAUGCUAUGAUGUUUGGUAUUGAUGGUAACGGGGCUGGACUGGAUUUUGGCGUCGAUCCUUUGGCACAGCUUGGUGGGCUUGGCACUGGUGCAGGUGUUGCGACCGCGGCUGGUACAGUGACUACUAGUACAACGACGGCUUCAGUUGGAGCGACGACUGCAACGACCACAGCCUCUGCAACUAUCGCUGCUGCGAUGGGUGGGUUCGGGAUGCCUUUUCAGCAUACAGAGUCACACCUGCUCCAAUACCAGCACAUGCAGCCUCAGUUGACCUUCCAGCAACAGCAACAGCAACAGCAGCAACUCCUCCAACAGCAACAACAACAACUCCAACAGCAACAGCAAUUACAGCAACAGUUGCAACAGCAGCAACAGCAGCAGGCUCAGCAGGCUCAACAACAGGCACAGCAGAACCAACAGUUCCAACAACAGCUUCAGCAACAGCUUCAACAGCCCCAACAGCAGCAGCAACCAGUGGCGAAGUCCUCAGUCCCUGUCACUCAGCCUGACCCACCUUCUCCUCCGGCUCCUACACAAACUGCCCCUCCACUUGCUCAGUCACACUUAGCUGGCUUGUUUGGACAGUCGGGUGGAAGCACAUUCAGCACUGCUCAGGCACUCAACUUUAUGCAAGCAGCUCUUGCAUCCUCCCUGCAAGUCACCUCCCCAACCCCUCUCCAGCCUACUACUACCACCACCCAGGCAACGCCCACACCUGCCGCGUCUGCAGUGCCCAUGUCGGUCUCGCCCCAAAUGGAAGACGACUCUGCAGACCCACCCUCCCCACCUGCCAUCUUUUCUUCGGACGAUAUGGAUAUGGAAGCCUCCUCGCUCUCGAAUGACACUCCUAGUCCUGCUCACUCUCGCCAAGAGAACCCCGCUCCCUCUGAUUCUUCUGCAGGCGCCUCCAGCAACAGCAGCUCGGUUCUGGAUAUUGAAAAGAGCCUUGCCUUCUUUAACGAGGCCCUGAUGCACAACAUGGAAUGUUAA